UAAAAGAGAAUGGCCAAUAUUUUACCGUAUGAGCCCAAUGCGCCGGAUCCGAGGCUGGCUAGACUAUUGCUGAAUCGCUACGUUUUCGCCACCUGGCUCUGCUACCUGACCGAGUAUCAACUCUUGACAGUUUUUGUGAUCUACCAGCGAAUAGAACUCGACAACCCAGUCAACUGGCUGAAGGAGUGGCUGGACCAGAUUCUAUUUUCCUUUCACACUGUGGCACGCAUGCAGGUACUGGGCAUCCACAUGGUCGCCUACAGCUUGCUACUGGUCCGCCUGCACGAGCAGCUACCCAGUUGCCACAACUGGCGGCGGCAGCGCCUGCAGGAGGAGCUGCUAAUUAAGCUCUGUCUGCUGGCAAUUCUGAUCAGCCAGGGCUACUGGAGCAGCUGGUUUUACCUGAAGUAUAUAGUCGAUCUGAAUGCUGACAUGGAUGUCAGCUUCAUCGGGCACUAUCUGCGGAGGAACGGCGUCUUUUGUGGGCUCGUCUACUUUCUGACUGAACACUUGCCCUUUGGCAAGGAGGUGUGGCCGCUGCCGCUGAUACGACUGGAGAGUGCAACAUGGCAGUGGCUGCUCUGCCAUCAUUUCGAUCUAGGUCGUACUCUACCCCGCUCCCUGCUCUACACGAUUGGCUUCGCCGCCCUCUUCUGGCCCAACAUGAGUGGCGACCAUAGUGCCAGCUGCCAGCUGCUCUGCCUAUCCAGCUGCAUGGUCACGCUGAUCACGGUCAAGCUGAAUGCCAUCAAAUGCAUCUUUAGCACUGUGAUGCACGAGGAACUACCGCUUACUUUUCAGAAGCAGCAGGAGCAGUGGCUAUCGCCACAACAUACGCAGGAUGGAGGACUCCCCAUGUGCUUGGCUCUGAGAGUGGAUAUCCAGCUGCAUGGCUUCAGGCUGCAGGCAGCCAGGGACUUUUACAUGAUCGCGUCCGCGCCCAACGACGAGCUGUGUGAGCUAUUCCAACUGCGUGGCAUCUUGCACAGAAAGCCCAAAAACUGGAGGGCGUUGCGCAAUGUCCUCAUGGGCAACAUUUCGCAGUUUACGCAGUUGCUGAACGAAUGCCUAGCGAGGCCGGCGACUGAAGCGCAGCCUAGGCCUAAGCACCGGAAUACGCGCUGCCAGCCCAACGUGCGACACCUUGCGCCACCUGCACCAGCUCCAAAUUAUUGGAGUAGGCGCUGCGAAAGUGAGGAGCCGGGGCCAGAGCCACAGAAGCCCUCCUUCGUACCUCUUUUUGAGAAACUGGAACAGCAGCUGCGAAACUGUCAACUGUCGAAGCAGGUGCAAUGCUUUUACAACUGCUUACCUGUCUAUGCCACGCAGCUUAUGAGAACGGAUAAGGACGACUGCGAGGUGUGCGUGGGCCGGCCUUUGGUAUGGUUGAUUCCAGGACUCGUCUCUAUAUGCAUACGCUCCUUGACGGAGGACAAACAUGGAUCGCUGCAGCAGGAUCUGGCAAUGAUCUUCAAUGCCCUCAUCGGACUGGAAAAGCAGAUCGCCAAUCUUCUCGCACUGCUGGAACGGCGUCAACAAAAGCCAUGCCAAACACUUUGUGUGCUCUCGGAGACGAUAAGACUGGCUAUGAACAAACUAAUCUACCACUUCAACAAGUAUCUGAACUUCAUUUUAGGGGAUGAGCCACUAGUUGACUCUCUAAGAAAUCGUAAAUAA
Molecule: messenger RNA, 1677 nt
Organism: Drosophila navojoa
Lineage: Eukaryota; Metazoa; Arthropoda; Insecta; Diptera; Drosophilidae
Product: nucleoporin Ndc1
Biological process (GO): nuclear pore organization
Cellular component (GO): nuclear pore transmembrane ring
Molecular function (GO): protein-macromolecule adaptor activity
Source: RefSeq, a predicted model, not a curated record